Messenger RNA from Arctia plantaginis, 5904 nucleotides. NCBI's taxonomy places the organism in Eukaryota, Metazoa, Arthropoda, Insecta, Lepidoptera, Erebidae. The record is from the annotation of a GenBank genome assembly.
AUGAAUUUUUCCACUUAUUCUGGAUUCAUAAGGAUUGUUGUUACCAGCGAAGAGAUUAUCUGUACUAAGGUCUCGACUACGAACGAGCUUGCGCCGCUCCAGCAUCGUACACCACAAUGGCAUUUCUAUGUAUGGGGCGGGCGGGCGGCUGCAGCUCGACGAGUGGGCGGCGGCGCGGCCGGUAGAGUGCCGCACACAUGCGCUCGCGCCAUGUGGCGCGUGCUGCUGGCCCUCGGGGCCGCGUGCGCUGCCGCGCGCGCCUCUCAAGAUGUGGUGCUCAGCUUCACCGACCCGGUGUCUGCACCUUUCUCGUUCUUCAAUCACCUUGCCGUCGAUCGCAACACUGGCCGGGUGUACAUCGGCGCCGUGAACAGAAUCUACCAGUUAUCUCCGGACCUGGAGGUUGCCCAGUCGAUCGUUACGGGCCCCGUUAACGACUCUGCCCUCUGCACCUUCGAUUGUCCUUCUAAUUAUGUGAAGAAGCCUACAGACAAUGUGAACAAAGCCUUAGUGAUUGACUACGCUACCAGCCGCCUCAUUACGUGCGGUUCGGUGCUGCAAGGGCUGUGUUCUGUACGUAAUCUGAAUAAUAUCUCUCUUGAUGUGCGCGAGGUCCGCGAACCUGUUGUUGCAAAUAACGCCACCGCCUCCACUGUGGCGUUUAUUGCUUCGGGACCGCCGAAUCCACCUAUGACCCAAGUUAUGUACGUGGGCGUCACUUUCACGGGCAACUCUCCCUACCGUUCGGAAGUUCCUACUGUAAGUAGUCGCUCACUCGAAGAUGAUCGUCUAUUUAUGAUAGCUAGAACAGCAGUUACCACUGGAACAAGAAUGUUUGUCAAUUCCCUUUCCCGUGAACGGUAUCCAAUUAAUUACGUUUACGGCUUCAGCUCUGAUGGAUUUAGUUACUUUUUGACGACUCAGUUGAGAGGUGUGGGCUCAGAUACAUAUUACAGCAAACUAGUUCGAGUAUGCCAUGACGAUGAGAAUUAUUAUUCCUAUACUGAGAUCCCUAUGUCAUGUACGGGAGAAGGAGGCGGAAACUAUGGUUACAACCUUGUUCAGGCAGCGUUUGUUGGAAAAGCUGGAUCAGUGUUAGCUGGAGAACUGGGCAUCACUGCUCAACAUGAAGUGCUGUUCGCUUCUUUCAGUCAGAGUGAGUCUAUCAACACUAAUACUCCUUCGGAUUUGUCCGCGCUCUGUGUCUAUUCACUGAAAGCAAUCCGACGUAAGUUCAUGCAGAAUAUAAAGACAUGCUUUAGCGGCAAUGGUUCUAGAGGACUUGAUUUUAUAUCACCAUCUCAUUCAUGUAUAGGGACAAAGCUUCAAUCGAUAAGCGAAGAUUUCUGUGGAUUAGACGUGAAUACUCCUUUAGGAGGCGAGCAACCAGUGGAGGCGGUACCAGUGGCUAUAUUUUCAAAGAGGCUAACGGCAGUGGCAGCUACGGCUACCGGUGACUACACAGUUGUAUUCGCCGGCACCGCACAGGGUCACCUCAAGAAAAUUGUCGUCGAGAGCGCGACGUCCGCGUUCGAGUACGGUGACAUCGUCGUCGACGAAGGUUCUGCUGUCAACAAAGACUUAUAUUUCGAUACUCAAUCUAUGCAUUUAUAUGUAAUGACUGAACGUAAAGUGUCUAAAGUGAAAGUUCAAGAGUGCAGCGUAUAUAAAUCGUGUUUAACGUGUCUCGGAGCCAAAGACCCAUAUUGUGGAUGGUGUUCUUUAGAGAAUAAGUGCAGUUUGCGAUCGGACUGUCAGGAAGCAGCUAAAGAUCCACUGUAUUGGAUUUCAUACCGUAGCGGUCGAUGUACUACUAUCACCCAAGUGACACCAAAUCAAUUGCAACGAACGACUGCUAGAACAUUAGAUUUACUUAUAGAAAACUUGCCCACGCUUAAUGGACAAUUCUUGUGUGCAUUUACAGCUUUAGAUCGUACUCUUAUUACGAAUGCUACUAGGAAGCCAUAUGGUGUUAACUGUACCACCCCGCGUACCGACACACUUCCAUCGAUCCCCACCGGUCAACAUCACUUUACAGCAAAAUUGUCGGUGCGCACUACACAGGGACCCGAUUUUGUUGCUACCAAUUUUACCUUUUUCGACUGCAAUACGUACAGCUCGUGCACGCAAUGUGUUAGCUCCUCAUUUCCUUGCGAUUGGUGUGUAGACGGUCACCGUUGUACACAUGACACUGCCGAAAACUGUCGGAAUGAUAUAUUAGUGACCGGCGUCAGUAGAAUCGGUCCCAGUUAUCGCUCCGGUCCGGGUUUCUGUCCAACUAUAAACUCAACGUCCGACGGCACCAACGAGAUUUUAGUUCCAUCCGGUGUUAAGAAAGCCAUAAAAGUAAAAGUUCACAUAAUAGGUCAAUUUAUCGUUCAGACGAGAUUCGUUUGUCAAUUUAAUAUAGAGGGGCGAGUGACUCAUGUUAACGCUCAACUUCUUGCUGACACUAUUUACUGUGAAGCCGUUGAAUUUACGUAUACGUCGCGUGCUCCAAAUAUCACCGCCUCUUUCGCUGUCAUAUGGGGAGGAUCGAAACCUUUAGACAAUCCGGAUAAUACUCACAUUCUUAUAUACCGUUGUAAUGAUAUGGCAGAUAAUUGUGGUAUGUGCUUAGCGCUCCCAGAGAAAUUUGGAUGUGGUUGGUGUCAAGGAUCAGAUAGAUGUGAAGUACAAGAACAAUGUGGUGUGCCCAGUGUGUGGUUAAAUCGUACUCAGACAUGUCCUAAUCCUGAAAUUCACUCGUUUAAGCCCAAGUCAGGUCCAUGGGAUGGAGGCACUAAUAUUACAAUUGAAGGUAUAAAUUUAGGUCGUAAUAUAUCCGAUAUCUAUAAUGGCGUUACGAUUGCUGGAAUUAAAUGUCAACCGAUUAUUGAGCUUUACGUAAAAACUAAGCAAAUUGUCUGUACUGUAGAUGGUCCGGGUGAGGAAGUGCCACGGGAUGGUCCCGUGGUAGUUCGUGUAGCAGAUUAUCGCGGCGAAUCAAAAUAUCAUUAUGCGUUUGUUAAUCCGAAACUUAAUUCUAUUCAACCCAAAUACGGUCCUCAAUCGGGUGGCACAAAACUACGUAUUACAGGCGAAUAUCUUGAUGCGGGCAGUAACAUACAGGCCUUCAUAGAUGAUUUGCCAUGUGCUAUUCUGUCUGUGUCGCACGAUGAAGCCAUUUGUAGAACUAGCCACUCCUACCAAAAUAAAAUGGGCACGCUUCGGAUGCGUUUCGAUAACGGCAUGAGAACUUUAGAACGAGAAAAGUUUGAAUAUAUGGAGGAUCCUAUUGUCGCCUCCGUAGAGUCUGGACCGCCAUUAACGACGCAAAGAAAACAACCUAAGGGCAUUCCGUCCGGAGGGAUAAACAUCAAAGUAACCGGACAAAAUUUCCAUACCAUUCAAUUUCCGCAGAUAUACGUGUAUCACGAUAAUCGACCUUACAUUGCUCCCUGUCACAGAGUUGAUCAAUCGCAUCUCAUUUGUGAAUCUCCCGGUAUAGAAAGUGCUAGUCUCAAUCUAGAUCCCGAUAGACCCUUAGAAUUAGAGUACGGUUUUAAUAUGGAUGAUGUUCAAAGCGUGCAAAACCUCACCAGCAAGACGGGCGAAGCUUUCCUUCUAUACCCAGAUCCUAUUUAUGAAAAAUUCGAUGAAGAUGUGAAGUAUUAUAAGUCUGAAUAUUUAACUAUUAAUGGUCAAAACUUGGAUAGGGCUUGUACUGAGAGUGAUGUAGAAGUUCACAUAGGAGAUAGUAUGUGUAAUGUGACAUCGGUGUCAAGACAUCAAUUAACUUGCCGUCCUCCAUCGCGCGAUGAACUUCCCGACGGCGUAGAUACACCCGAAGUAAUAGUCAAAGUUGGACGCGCUCUCACGUACAAGAUUGGCAAAUUAUCUUAUUCAUCGCAGGCCGGACUGCAAGCAGCUUUAGGAAAGCCAGCCUUAAUAGGUAUUAUUAUAGGCGCCGGCAUUCUCCUUGUGAUAUUCUUCGGAUUUCUGGUUAUGUAUAGGAGGAAAUCUACUGAAAAUAUUAGAGUUUUGAAGAAUAUGCAGGAGCAAAUGGAUAUUUUAGAAUUAAGAGUAGCAGCUGAAUGCAAGGAGGCGUUUGCAGAGUUGCAAACAGAAAUGACUGAUUUAACUGGAGACGUGACGGGUGGCAUACCUUUCUUAGAUUAUCGCACGUACGCCAUGAAAAUAUUGUUCCCUAACAUCGACGACCAUGCCGUCCUGCAAUGGGAGCGUCCAGAGCUUAUUAGAAAAGAGAAAGGUCUCCGAAUGUUUGGCCAGUUAAUUAUGAACAAAACAUUCCUUUUAUUAUUUAUUCGUACUUUAGAAAGCAAUAGAUAUUUUUCAAUGCGUGAUCGUGUUAAUGUAGCUUCUCUUAUUAUGGUUACUCUUCAGAGUAAAAUGGAAUAUUGUACUGAUGUUUUAAAGACGUUAUUAGCAGAGUUAAUAGAAAAGUGUAUGGAAGGAAAGAAUCAUCCCAAGCUGUUGCUGAGGCGCACCGAAAGUGUUGCGGAAAAAAUGUUGAGCGCUUGGUUUACUUUCCUAUUAUAUAAAUUUCUUCGUGAGUGUGCUGGCGAACCAUUAUAUCUAUUAUUUAGGUCAAUGAAGGGUCAGGUUGAUAAAGGACCUGUAGACGCGAUUACAUCAGAGGCUCGAUAUUCCCUUAGCGAGGAAAAGUUAAUUAGGCAGUCUAUAGAUUUUAAACACAUGACGGUUACCGUGUCGAUAUCGCAACAGACAUUGUUUGUUAGUGGUUUAGAGGCUACUACUGAAAACGUUCAAGUUAAAGUUCUCGACUGUGAUACAAUAAGUCAAGUAAAAGAGAAGUGCUUAGAUGCAAUUUACCGUGCAACUCCGUACUCACAAAGACCAAGUCGUGAUGACCUCGACUUAGAAUGGCGUACGGGCACCUGCGGUCGCUUGAUCCUCUACGAUGAGGACACCACUACUAAAUGCGAAGGCGAAUGGCGUAAACUCAAUACUCUUAAUCAUUACCGCGUACCGGACGGUGCCUGUCUUAGUCUCGUCGCGAAACAAAGUUCCGUAUAUAAUCUGUCAAACAUGGAGAAGAAUGACAAAUCUCAUACAUAUGAAACUCUCAACCGCGGUAAAUACGGUUCGGCAAGUCCACCUGCAAGCCCUCUUAAAUACGAACACGGCGGUGGUUUCAAAUACUGGCAUUUGGUAAGACACCAUGACGAUGACGCGCGCAAAGAGGGAGAUCGUGGCAAUAAAAUGGUUUCAGAAAUAUAUCUCACUCGUCUUCUCGCCACCAAGGGCACUCUGCAAAAAUUUGUCGAUGAUUUAUUCGAGACUAUUUUUAGCACUGCGCACCGCGGCUCGGCUCUUCCACUCGCUAUAAAGUAUAUGUUUGACUUCCUCGACGAUCAGGCGUUGCAGCACACUAUUUCCGAUCCCGAAGUGGUGCACACCUGGAAGAGUAAUUCCCUUCCGCUUCGUUUUUGGGUGAAUUUAAUUAAGAAUCCUAACUUUGUCUUUGAUGUUCAUAAGUCUAACACGGUAGAUUCUUGCUUAUCAGUAAUUGCGCAAACUUUCAUGGACUCGUGUUCAACUUCAGAUCACAUUCUUGGUAAAGAUUCCCCAUCGUCCAAACUUUUGUACGCGAAAGACAUACCGGUUUACAAGGAGUGGGUGGAGCGUUAUUAUGCGGAUAUAAAGUUAAUGCCUGCGAUAUCCGACCAGGACAUGAACGCCAUGCUUGCGGAGGAGUCGCGCCUCCAUACUAAGGAGUUUAACACGAACUGUGCGCUGAACGAGCUGUACGCGUAUGCAGAGAGGUACAACGAGCAACUAACGGUGACCCUCGAGGAGGACGAGUUCUCGCAGAAACAGCGGCUCGCGUACCGCCUCGAGCAGGUGCACGGGCUGAUCGCGCAUGACUAUAACGUGUGA